This is a messenger RNA of Solanum dulcamara, 2295 nucleotides long. RefSeq lists its product as uncharacterized. The coding region runs from base 254 to 1597 and encodes 447 amino acids. NCBI's taxonomy places the organism in Eukaryota, Viridiplantae, Streptophyta, Magnoliopsida, Solanales, Solanaceae. The transcript is spliced from 4 exons. The record is from RefSeq and is a predicted model, not a curated record. Gene Ontology annotation, biological process: protein phosphorylation; spliceosomal complex assembly; regulation of mRNA processing. Gene Ontology annotation, molecular function: ATP binding; protein kinase activity.
AUGAGAAAAGAGCAAAAAGUGGGGAGAGUUGUUCUAUUGAAGGCCACAUAUGUUCCCUCAUUAACGCACUGUCUCGUUCUUUGUUGCCUCUAUCAACCUUUUCUCUUCCCCAAAAUAUAUAAUAUUGAUUUUGAUAUUUCCUCGGAAGUUUGCUACUUCCUGUUAAUACUCGAAACUAAUAAUCAAAUUCAUAAACAAAGGGAACGUAGUAUUGGAAUUUUCAGAUCACGACUGUUUGAUUCAGUCAUAAACAAUGUCGUGUUCAUCAUCGUCGUCGGCGUCGGAAGAUGAAGAUGAAGGAUUCGAUUCUUACCGGAAGGGAGGUUACCAUGCGGUGAGAGUCGGCGAUUCAUUUUCCGGUGGCCGAUAUAUUGCUCAGCGAAAACUCGGCUGGGGAGAGUUUUCCACCGUUUGGCUCGCUUAUGAUACUCGAUCAUCCGGUUUUGUUGCCUUGAAGAUCCAGAAAAGUGCACCACAAUUUGCUCAGGCAGCUCUUCAUGAAAUUGAAGUCCUUUCUGCAAUUGCCAAUGGUGAUCCAUCUAAUAAUAAAUAUGUUGUACGGCUUGUUGACCAUUUUAAGCACACAGGCCCUAAUGGACAGCACUUAUGCAUGGUUCUUGAAUUUCUCGGUGAUAGCUUAUUGCGGCUUAUCAAGCAUAAUCACUAUAAGGGCCUUGAACUGAACAAAGUUAGGGAAAUAUGCAAAUGUGUUUUGACUGGUUUAGAUUAUUUGCAUGGGGAGCUUGGAAUUAUUCAUACAGACUUGAAACUUGAAAAUAUUCUUUUACUUUCAACGAUUAAUACCACAAAAGAUCCCAUUAGAUCCGGAAUGACUCCCGUACUUGAAAGGCCUGAGGGGAACCCUAAUGGAGGAGUAACAAUGAAUAUCAUUGAGAAAAAGCUGAAGCAAAGGGCAAGAAGAGCAGCAGCUAGGAUAUCAGGAGGACAGGCUUCAAUGGGUGGGGUAGGAGGGACUCGAAAACCAAAUAGAUCUCUUGAUGGGAUUGACUUGAGGUGCAAGGUUGUGGAUUUUGGAAAUGCAUGCUGGGAAGAUAAGCAAUUUGCACAAGAAAUUCAAACAAGACAGUACAGAUCCCCUGAAGUUAUUCUUCAAUCUGGAUAUUCAUUCUCUGCUGACAUGUGGUCUUUUGCUUGUAUUGCAUUUGAGCUUGCUACUGGUGAGAUGAUGUUCACUCCCAAAGGCGGAGAAGGUUUCACCGAAGAUGAGGAUCAUCUAGCUAUGAUGAUGGAGCUUCUAGGAAAGAUCCCUCGGAAGAUAGCCGUUGGUGGGGCGAGAUCCAAAGAUUAUUUUGACAGGCACGGAGAUUUGAAGAGGAUCCGUAGACUGAAAUAUGGUUGUCUAGAUAAAUUACUUAUUAACAAAUAUAGAUUUUCUGAAAGUGAUGCUCAUGAGUUCACGGAAUUUCUCGGUCCUCUUCUUGAUUUUGAGCCAGAAAAGCGGCCAACUGCUGAGCAGUGCUUGCAACACCCGUGGCUCAACUUUAAAAAUUUGAAGCAAACAGAGGUGAAAAGUGAAUCAGGUGUGGAAAAGGUCAAUGUCGGUAUGAGCAAGCUACAAAUUAAGGUGGGUAAGUGAUAUUGGGAUGAAUAGUCUUCUCACAGCUUAUGUCCCACUCUCCAUUUGCAUCAGUGCCACUUGUGAUUUAACUUUUGGAUUGUUUUAGUUUCUUAGUAAGAUUUGAUUCAUUCAUUAGCUGUGUAUUAGUAGUUUUGGAUGAUCAUGACGGGGAAAUGACUUUCGAAGGAGAAAUUUCACCUCACUCCUGAUUCAUGGUUCUAAUGAGUCAACUGUCAUUGAAGGAAUGAUUCCUUUUUUCCCAUGAUAAAGCAGUUGCCCGUAAUGACUGCAGUAUGGCAUCAUUUGAACUCAGCAUUAUCCACCAAGGCAAUAGACUUUGGCUGCGUGAGAAAGUUAGCUUUAUGAGUCACUCUGAAGAAGUAUUGAGGAACCAUACGAAUAGGAGAAAUAAAAAGGGUUUGCUUUUGUAUACUCAACAUUGGAAGGGAACAGCUGAGACCCUUGUUCAUUUAUUUGCCUCGACUUUCUAAUGGACGCUAGCUAUGCAAAAGCUGGCAAAGGAUUUCUAUCUAAUGUUGAGGUCCCCUAUGACAGGACAUAAAAUUUUUGUAUACACGAUUUUGAAAUUUUGUAAGUUGUUCCCUCUACUUUUUAUCAUAUGUAUUCCACAUCUCUUGUAUCUUUGAAAAAUGUGGAAGCAAAUGUUUUGUAUUUUUUGACCGAAAGAGAAUGAUAUGAAACAAUUGUUUUCAGUA